Molecule: messenger RNA, 1539 nt
Organism: Myripristis murdjan (pinecone soldierfish)
Lineage: Eukaryota; Metazoa; Chordata; Actinopteri; Holocentriformes; Holocentridae
Gene: uba5
Product: ubiquitin-like modifier activating enzyme 5
Exons: 12
Coding region: 177-1391 (404 amino acids)
Biological process (GO): protein ufmylation
Cellular component (GO): cytosol; cytoplasm
Molecular function (GO): UFM1 activating enzyme activity
Source: RefSeq, a predicted model, not a curated record
CACGGACUCUGUUUACCGGAGCGCAAUUUGACAGCUGAUUGGAGUUGUGUAGACGUGUACUUUGAGCACUGAAACAGUCGUCUAGCCCCGCUGUUAUUUCAUUUACAGUACUUUACCUAGCUCACACUGUUGUUGUAUUUUUGUUUGUUUAUUUGGAGCCGUUAUUUGUAAGAGUAAUGGCGACGGUGGAGGAGCUGAAGCUGCGGGUGAGAGAGUUGGAGAACGAGCUGAUCAAGUGUAAGCAGCGGCAGUGUGCGGCGGAGGAUGCUGACAGCAGGCAGGCGCCUCACAGGCAGAAAAUAGACAAGAUGAGCGCCGAGGUGGUGGACUCCAACCCGUACAGUCGCCUGAUGGCUUUGAAGAGAAUGGGAAUCGUGGAUGAUUAUGAGAAAAUCCGGACAUAUACAGUAGCUGUGGUUGGUGUUGGGGGAGUGGGCAGUGUGACAGCUGAAAUGCUCACAAGAUGUGGCAUUGGUAAGCUGCUCCUCUUUGACUAUGAUAAAGUGGAGUUGGCCAAUAUGAACCGGCUGUUCUUCCAGCCUCACCAGGCUGGCCUCAGUAAAGUGGAAGCAGCAGAGCACACACUCAGAGACAUUAACCCAGAUGUGGCAUUUGAGACCCAUAACUACAACAUCACCACCAUGGAUAACUUCACACACUUCAUGGAUCGCAUCAGUCAUGGAGGGCUGGAGGAGGGGAAGCCGGUGGAUUUAGUCCUAAGCUGCGUGGACAACUUUGAGGCCAGGAUGGCUAUCAACACAGCCUGUAACGAGCUAGGUCAGAUCUGGAUGGAGUCUGGUGUGAGUGAGAACGCUGUAUCAGGACACAUCCAGCUCAUCAACCCUGGAGAGACGGCCUGCUUUGCUUGUGCUCCUCCCCUGGUGGUAGCAGCCAACAUCGAUGAGAAAACCUUGAAGCGAGAGGGAGUGUGUGCCGCCAGUUUACCAACCACAAUGGGCGUGGUCGCAGGCAUCCUGGUGCAAAACGUGUUAAAGUAUCUGUUAAAGUUUGGUACCGUCAGUUACUAUCUUGGUUACAACGCCAUGCAGGACUUCUUCCCCACCAUGGCGAUGAAAGCCAAUCCCCAGUGUAGCGACUACCACUGCAGGAGACAACAAGAGGAGUACAAGAGGAAAGAAGCAGAGCGGCCAAAAGAUGAAGUUGUAGAGGUGGAGGAGGAGGUCGUACAUGAGGACAAUGAGUGGGGUAUUGAGUUAGUAUCAGAGGUGACUGAUGCAGAGUUACAAGCUGCCUCGGGCCUCGUCCCUGACCUCCCAGAAGGCAUCACUGUGGCGUACACCAUUCCAGACAAGGACGCAGAAGGAGGAGACACUGUAGAGGACACCGACCAGAGUCUAGACGAGUUGAUGGCUCAGAUGAGGAAGAUGUAGUCAGGACUCUGAGGAUUCAUGUCUGCUUUUCAGAAAGACAUGUUGUACAGUGGUGCUGUAUCAGUUUCCGCAGAUGCUGAAAUUAAGCAGCUGUAGUUCCAAUACUUUUUUUUUUUUUUUUUUUUUUUUUUUAAAUAACAAGCAUCCU